AUGUCGGGACACGAGCCCCAACUAGCGAAGGCCACCGCUCUGGCCGCCGAUCUCAACGUCGACCCACCGGAGACCGACGCCGCCGUCCCCUCCACGUGCCAUCCCCCGAGGGACUCGGACACCUUCGAAAGCGAAUCUAAGAGAUUGACCAAAUUGGGAAAAAGUCGGUGCAGGAAUUUCAAGGUGGAGCAGUGCCCAAUGGACUGCGGAGCUGACCCAGAUGCCACCCUGCCAGGUCAACCCGUCUCUUCUUCUUCUUCUUCUCGUGAAGAAAAAGUCAGCAGCCUCAAAACUGGUUUGGUUCAUGUUGCGAGAAAGAUGCCGAAAAAUGCGCAUGCCCAUUUCAUACUGGGACUAAUGUAUCAGAGGCUGGGUCAGCCUUCAAAGGCAGUUUUUGCAUAUGAGAAGGCAGAAGAGAUUUUGCGCCGGCCCGAGGUUGAUAUUGAUAGGACAGAGUUGCUUUCACUGGUUCAAAUUCAUCAUGCGCAGUGUAUAAUGCUGGAAAGUUCAGUGGAUGGUAGUUCGGAUAAAGAGCUUGAAGCUUGGGAGCUUGAGGAGAUUCUUUCAAAGCUAAGAGAAUCGAUGCAGUCGGAUGUAAGACAGGCAGCUGUGUGGAAUACUCUUGGUUUGAUACUGCUUAAAACUGGCCGUCUGCAGAGUGCUAUUUCAGUAUUGUCAUCUUUGUUAGCUGUUGCCCAUACCAACUAUGAUUGCCUUGCGAACCUUGGGAUUGCUUACCUUCAAAGUGGAAAUCUGGAACUGUCAGAAAAAUGUUUCCAGGAAUUGAUCCUCAAAGAUCAAAAUCAUCCCACCGCCUUGAUCAAUUAUGCUGCUCUUAUAUUGUGUAGAUAUGGCUCAGUAGUCGCAGGUGCUGGGGCGAAUGCUGGUGGUGCUUCUGCAGAUCACGUUUCUGCUAUCAAUGUUGCAAAGGAGUGUUUGUUAGCAUCUUUGAAUGAAGAUCCUAAAGCAGGACAUAUAUGGGCUAAUCUUGCAAAUGCCUAUUCUAUGACUGGUGAUCAUAGAAGUUCCAGCAAGUGCUUGGAGAAGGCGGCAAAAUUAGAGCUCAAUUGUAUGUCUACACGAUAUGCUGUUGCAAUACACCGAACCAAGGAUGCAGAACGAUAUCAAGAUCCCAGUGAACAACUUUCCUGGGCAGGAAAUGAAAUGGCUUCAGUUAUAAGAGAUGGAGACUCUGUUUCAGUUGAACUUCCCAUAGCAUGGGCAGGGCUGGCAAUGGUCCAUAAAGCCCAACAUGAGAUUUCAGCAGCAUUUGAUACUGAACAUAAUGCACUGAUAGAGGUGGAAGAACAUGCUGAUUACAGCUUAAAACAGGCAAUAGCUGAGGAUCCAGAUGACGCUGUGCAAUGGCAUCAGCUUGGUCUUCAUAGCCUUUGUGCGCUACAGUUCAAAAAAUCUCAAAAGUAUCUUAAAGCUGCAGUUGCCCGUUUUAAAGAAUGCAGUUAUGCAUGGUCAAAUCUGGGUAUCUCAGUGCAACUAUCAGAGCAGCCAUCACAAGCGGAAGAAGUAUACAAAAGGGCCUUGUCAUUGGCGACUACUGAUCUUGCCCAUGCUAUAUUCUCCAACCUUGGGAAUUUGUACCGCCAACAGAAGCAUUUUGAACGUGCCAAGGCGAUGUUUACAAAAUCUCUCGAACUCCAGCCUGACUAUGCUCCAGCUUUUAAUAAUUUGGGUCUUGUAUUUGUUGCUGAGGGUCAAUGGGAAGAAGCGAAGUUCUGUUUCAACAAGGCCAUUCAGGCAGACCCAAUGCUGGAUGCUGCCAAAUCCAACUUGAUUAAAGCUGCUUCUAUAUCAAGAUAAUAUGCAGAGUUGAACUCUUCAAGAUUAUGCGUACCCGAAUGUAGAGUAUGUAGGUUUCCUCAGUGAUGAUUAGGGUAGUAAAACUGUACUUGAUCAAAAGAAAAGAUAGAGUGCCUCCCUCAAUUUGUAUGUUUGAUUUUUCUCUUGUACAAAAUUAUGAAGAAGCUAGAGUUUGCAUAAUAAAUUACAUCACUUUGCAGUCCAAA
Messenger RNA from Argentina anserina (silverweed cinquefoil), 2024 nucleotides. RefSeq names its product probable UDP-N-acetylglucosamine--peptide N-acetylglucosaminyltransferase SPINDLY. The transcript has 10 exons. The coding region runs from base 1 to 1818 and encodes 605 amino acids. NCBI's taxonomy places the organism in Eukaryota, Viridiplantae, Streptophyta, Magnoliopsida, Rosales, Rosaceae. Gene Ontology annotation, molecular function: protein binding. The record is from RefSeq and is a predicted model, not a curated record.